UCAGCCUCGGCGUGCCGUGUGGGCGCAGCGUAUUGAGUGCCGCCUGUGCGAGCGAGGCACGCCUGCCGCUCCGCGGACAGCCCCCUUGACGCUGCCGGCCGGCCGCGCUGCGCCGUCUCUCGCGCCCUCGGCACGCCCGGCAGCCCUGCUUUCGCUCCACUCGAACCCCCCUUGCCGGCGCUGGCCCGUCCGCUCCUGCUCUCUCGGCCUCGCAUCUGCAUUCCAUCGCUCAUCCUCCUCAAGACUACCAUGGUGUCUUGAACACGCGCGGCAGCCUCGUCUCCGCAUCUCCACCUGCGACCCCCUCCUCCUCCUCCUCCACCGGCCAUGUCUGCGCCCUCGGCGGCGCCUGCCGCUGCCUCUGCGCCUGCGCAGCCAUCACCGCCGUACAGCGAGGCGCCUCCCGCUGCGCCGCCGGCGUCAUACUUUCCCGUGCCGGCGCCGCCGCCGGCGCCGCUCUCCACCGAUGCGGCGGACCUGUCGGAUGUGAAGCUGGAGGGCACGGAGGACCCGCGCAACUGGUCAUCGACGCGCAAGUGGUCCACGGCGGCCAUCAUCUCGUUCAUGGGUUUCAUCUCGCCGCUGGGCUCCUCCAUCGUCGUGCCUGGCUCGGCCGCCAUCGACUUUGACUUCGAUCUGGGCUCGCAGAUCCUCUCGCUGCUGCCCGUCUCGCUCUUCGUGCUUGGCCUUGGCAUGGGCCCGUUCAUCCUGGCGCCCGCCAGCGAGCUCAAAGGCCGUCAGCCCGUGUACCUCGUGUCGAGCGUCGUGUUCGUCCUCUUCAACGUCGCCACGGCGCUGGCCCCGAACCAUGCCGCGCUUGUCAUCCUGCGCUUCCUUGCCGGCGCCGCCGGCAGUGCAGGCCCGAGCCUGGGCGCCGGCAGCAUCGGCGACAUGUUCGCGCCCGCCGAGCGUGGUCGUGCACAGAGCCUUUACGGCCUCGGCCCGCUGCUCGGACCGGUCUGCGGCACCAUCGCCGGCGGAUGGCUCAGUCAGACGGUCCGCUCGUGGCGGUGGCUUCUCUGGGUCCUGACCAUCCUCUCCGGCGCCGUCGUCGUGAUCAUCGCCCUCUUUCUGCGAGAGACGUACGGACCCGUGCUGCUGCAGCAGAAGCAGCGGCGCGUCGCGGCCGAGCGUCUCAAGCAGCUCGAGCUGCUGCGCGAGCACGCCGCCGUGCCGGACUCUGGCGUGCACGAGCAGCACGACGUGCUUCAUCGCGUCGUCAGCGCCGGCCGUCCGAGCAAUCCGGUGGUGCGGCACAUCCGUGCACUCGUGCCGGGCCAGGCGGCCGUCGCCAAGACGAAGCUCGCCUUCAGCCGGCCCUUCCGCCUGCUCUUCACCAACCCCAUCUGCGCCUCCUUCUCGCUCUACAUGGGUUUCAUCUACGGCAUCAUCUUUCUGUUCCUCACGCAGCACCCGCUGCUCUUCCAACAGCGCGACAUGGCGCAGGAGGACGAGCCGCGGCCCGAAGAUCUGCCGACGUACGGCUGGCGCCCGGGCCCGGCAAGCAUGACGUACCUCGGCCUCGGCCUUGGCUUCCUGACCGCGGCGCUCAUCAACGUGCUGCUGCAAGACGCCAUCUACCACCGCCUCACGGCGUCGCGUGGCCGCGUCGGGUGGUACCUGUUCGACAUUCCCGAGCUCAUCGAGCAGCGCAUGAUCCUCCGCGACGCCAAGAGCCAGUCCAGCGCGCCCGUCGAUGUCGAGGCCGCCGCAACCGGCGUGCCGUCGGCGGAGAAGAUGCAGAAGCUGGAGCCUGCCUCUUCGAUCACGCAAGAAAAGGCAGCAGCUGCUGCCUGGGCGGCCGGGCCCUCGACCGCCGCCGCUGCGCCCUUGACACCGCCUGUGCGCAAGGGCCGGCCCGAGUACCGCCUGCCGCUGUGCCUCGUCGGCAUGAUCAUCCUGCCCAUCGGCCUCUUCGUGUUUGGCUGGGCCGCCGACGCGCGCACGCACUGGAUGGCGCCGCUCGUCGGCUCGUAUCUCGUCGGCAUGGGCUCCAUCCUGCCCUUCCAGGUGAUCCUCGUCUACCUCGUCGACGCCUUUGUGCCCUUCUCGGCCUCGGCAACGGCCUGCGCCGUGCUCGUGCGCAGCGUGCUGGCCGCCGCCUUCCCGCUCUUCGCACAGAAGCUCUUCGUCAGCAUCGGCUACGGCGCCGGCUCCUCGAUUCUCGCCGGCGUCGCUAUUCUCGCCAUUCCCGUGCCGCUGAUCCUCUUCUGGAAGGGCGAGGGCCUCCGGCAACGGUACAAGUUCACCGGCUGAGGCACCGCCCCACCCCCCCUCCCGCUGUUGCUCCGC
This is a messenger RNA of Tilletiopsis washingtonensis, 2292 nucleotides long. RefSeq names its product MFS general substrate transporter. Gene Ontology annotation, molecular function: transmembrane transporter activity. The coding region runs from base 328 to 2256 and encodes 642 amino acids. Lineage: Eukaryota; Fungi; Basidiomycota; Exobasidiomycetes; Entylomatales. The record is from RefSeq and is a predicted model, not a curated record. Gene Ontology annotation, biological process: transmembrane transport. The transcript is spliced from 3 exons.